Molecule: messenger RNA, 1349 nt
Organism: Solanum dulcamara
Lineage: Eukaryota; Viridiplantae; Streptophyta; Magnoliopsida; Solanales; Solanaceae
Product: cytosolic sulfotransferase 5-like
Exons: 2
Coding region: 94-1038 (314 amino acids)
Biological process (GO): sulfation
Cellular component (GO): cytoplasm
Molecular function (GO): sulfotransferase activity
Source: RefSeq, a predicted model, not a curated record
CGCAUACAUACCAUUUGUUCAAUUAUUAUAUUAAAUCAUUUGAACAACUACUACUCAUUUACCACAACCCUCUAUUGUUAUUCCUUUCCUAAAAUGAGCAACAAAGAAUCAUCACCAGUUAUCAAUAAUUUGAUGGAAGAAGAAGUACUUAAACUUUUUUCUUGGAAUAAAUCUGAACUAUGUCAAUGGGAAGGUUUUUGGUCCAAUCAUUCCAUUAUAAAGGCAGCCAUGGACUUAAAGGCAACCUUCAAAUCAGAUCCUAAUGAUGUUCUCUUGGCAUCUUCCAUGAAAACAGGUUCAACAUGGCUCAAGGCCAUAUGUGUAUGCAUCAUGCAAGGUAAUAAAGUGGAAGAAGAAGACCUUUUGGUUAAGGAUAAUCCUCAUUUUCAUGUUCCAACAAUAGAAUCCAUGAAGUUUUAUACAAAAGCUUUAGCUCAUGAUCUAUACACAAUGCCCUCUCCAAGACUAUUUCACACUCAUUUACCUUAUAGGGUUUUGCCAGAUUCAAUAAAAAAUUCAGAUAAUUGCAAGAUUAUAUACAUAACAAGAAAUCCUAAGGAUACCUUGAUUUCCAUGUGGCAUUUUUUCAACUAUAAUCAUAAGCGUUUAGAAAAUCCCUCCCCUUUAGAAGAAGCCGUGGAGUCCUUUUGCAAUGGGGUUCAUCUUUAUGGACCAUUCUUUGAACAUGUUCUUGAAUACUGGGAAGAAAGUAAAAAAAGACCUCAAAAAAUAUUAUUUUUGAAGUAUGAAAACUUGAAAAUGGACCCUAAAAAGGAGUUGAAAAAAAUAGCCUUGUUUCUUGGAAAACCUUUUAGAAAUGAAGAGGAUUUGGAGAUAGUUUUGAACAAGUGUAGCAUGGAGAGGCUUAAGAGCUUGGAGGUUAAUAAGAGUGAAUCAGUCUUAUUUGGCAUCCAAAAUAGUUCAUUAUUCAGAAAAGGAAUUAUUGGGGAUUGGAAGAAUCACAUGACACCUGAAAUGGAAGAACAACUUGACAAGAUUACCAGCUUGAAACUUCAAGGGAGUGACCUUCAACUUUGAUUAUUCGAGUAAUUACUACUUUAAUACGUUUUUUCUAUUACUUCGAAUCACUCGGGUGAGUAAUAUGCUAAAAAAAAAAGGGCAGUCCGAUGCACUAAAGUUUCCGCUAUGCGCAAGGUCCGGGUGAGUAAUAUGCUAGUGUUGUUGAAAAUAUUGAAGUUCAAUGUUUAAGUUUAUAUGUCUUUUUAGCUAUCUAAGUUCAUUUAUCUUUUAGUUAUCUCGAGUCCAAAAAUAUGUUUUGACCCUUUAUAGUGUUGUUAUAUAUGUACGAGUGGAGUUUCAGUAUAUAUUAUGGAUCAAUUUAGUAUUUA